Messenger RNA from Petromyzon marinus (sea lamprey), 1875 nucleotides. RefSeq names its product putative endonuclease 4. Gene Ontology annotation, biological process: base-excision repair. Gene Ontology annotation, cellular component: mitochondrion; nucleus. The record is from RefSeq and is a predicted model, not a curated record. NCBI's taxonomy places the organism in Eukaryota, Metazoa, Chordata, Hyperoartia, Petromyzontiformes, Petromyzontidae. Gene Ontology annotation, molecular function: phosphoric diester hydrolase activity; DNA-(apurinic or apyrimidinic site) endonuclease activity; DNA binding.
UACACUCGGUUCAUCGGCUAGAUUAUCCCUCCUCCCCCCACCUCUUCGCAAUCGCAGCAAGCGAUUAAUCGCCGUGGUUGUCGUGAUUAUUAUUAUCAUCGAUUGUCAUUACGGAGGACGGCGACGCCUGAGGGCCUGGGCUUUGUCGUCACCCGCGGCCUUCCCCUCACCCAUCGCCGCUGUUGUUUAUGUUUUUUUUUAAGCUUUCACUUUCGCAGUUACUGCUGCUGCAUAAGAAGAAGAAGGAGCUAGACCGCGAUGCCGAGAGGCGCGAAGAGGCCCUCACGACGGGGACGAGGAGGGCUGUGCCUCGGGGGAGACGACGACGAGGAUGAGGAGGAGGAGGAGGGGACCGAGGUGGUGAGGAAGACCAGGAGGUCCAAACAGCCACGAGGUGGAGAUGACGACGAGGCGAAGGAGGUACAGAACAAUGCGGACACGGAAAAGGAGGUGGAGGGGACAUCCAGUGAAGAGGUGACUGAAAUGAGGAGGAGUGCCGGACGAAAACGUCGGGGGACUAAUAAGGACACGGUGGCUCCAAAGAAGCCUCGCAAGCGUAGGGCCACCCAGGCUGCACAUGACCCAGUGGAGGCUCCGGUCAAGGGCCUGGGCAGGAAGACCACUAAAACAGAGACCGGCAGUCCUUCUCAACCCAAAGCCGACGUCUCUGUGGGUCCAAUGCUUGGAGCAAGCGGCGGAAACUCAGCCGGGAGAGGAAGCCACAAGUUUGUUGGCGGUCACAUGUCCAUUUCAGGCGGGCUGUGGAAGGCCGUGGAGGAGAGCGCUCAGCUGGGCGCCCGAGCCUUCGGCCUCUUCCUGACGUCGCAGCGGACGUGGCACACGAAACCACUCGACCCGUGCGACGCCCAGCGCUUCAGGGAGACGUGCAAGCAGCUCGGAUUCACGCCGGACCACAUCGUCCCGCACGGAUCCUACUUGCUCAACUGCGGCUCCCCCAGCACAGAGACGUUUGAAAAGAGCCGAGCGGCGCUCGUGUCGGAGCUGCAGCGCUGCGAGAAGCUGGGGCUCGUGCUCUAUAACUUUCACCCGGGGUCAUCGUGCGGCCAGGGCUCCACGGACGCCUGCCUGGAGCGCAUCGCCUCCGCCAUCAACUAUGCGCACGAGCGCACGCGUGGCGUCGUGACCGUGAUAGAGAACAUGUGCGGCCAGGGCCACACGGUGGGCGGUCAGUUUGAGGAGUUGCGCGGCAUCAUCGACCUCGUUGCUGACCAGAGCCGCAUCGGCGUCUGCCUCGACACGUGCCACGCCUUCGCCGCAGGUUACGACGUCUCGUCGCAGGAAGGGGUGCAGCACACACUGGAUGAGUUCCAUCGCAUCGUCGGACUCAAGUUCCUCAAGGCCGUGCACCUCAACGACUCCAAGGGGAAGCUGGGCUGCCACCUGGACCGCCAUGAGAACGUGGGGCGUGGCCACAUUGGCCUGGAGGGCUUCCGCGCCAUAAUGAACGCGCCGCAGCUCGACCACCUGCCCAUGAUCUUGGAGACGCCAGGAAGUCCCUCAUUUGGGUACGAAGAGGAGAUCGCGCUGCUGUACUCACUGUGCCGCUAGUGCCACGGCUUGCAGGUGGUGGGCGACCAGGCGUACCCGCAACCUGACGAGACAACGACCCUGUGGCCCCCAAUACCUCGUUACCUCGGGCAGGCCAGCCCCUGUGGUUUGUGGAAUUUCGAGCAUAAGAUGACUCCCAAAGUGUUCAGUGACGUCAACGUUCGAGUCAAACGUUCUUUAAAAAAUGCAACCUAUCCAUGUUUCUCAGAUGUGAUGCCUUAGAUAUUUUACGUUGUUGUACUUCUAUGUCUGUACACCAGUGAAGUCUGUUACCUAUUUUCAUAAUAAAGCCCCUAUUUCUUAAUA